AUGAAUUUUCCAAAGGGCCUUGUCAGCCUCCGGCUGCCCCAUUACUGGAGAUUCGUGGUGCCGGCCUUCGUACUCACGGUUUCGUUUUACUUUCUCCUUGGAAGUUUCUGGCAGGGCCAGCAACCACAGGUUCCAUACCAUGUUGAUUUCCACGGCAAGGGCGAUGUUGAUGGCCAUUUUGCUUCACCCAGCCAUGACGGAAACGAUAUCUCCGUUAACUUAAUUAUUGCUACUCUCUCUAAGGACGACAUAUCAUGGACACAAAAUAUCAAGAUACCUAAUCUGAAGAUAAUUCGUUAUGUCAGCGACGACUUAAAAGCUGAAUUUCAUCCCCCGGUGCCGAAAAAGGGACGCGAGGCUCUAAUAUAUCACACUUACAUGCACGACUUUUAUGACGACUUGCCAGAUAUCUCCAUCUUCACUCAUGCCGAUGAAAGCCCGUGGCACGUGGAGGAUACAUUGAACUCAUCCUUAACAUUCGCCUUAUCGCAUCUUGAUCUGAACGAGGUUCUACAAAGACAAUACUUUAACUUACGCGUAUCCUGGGAGAAUGCAUGUCCCAACUGGAUCAACACCUCGAAGACCGAUAACGAUUGGUCGAAGCAGGAAGAACCUUACAUGCACGAAGCAUUCAGCGAGAAUUUCGCUACCAAUGAAGUUCCCGAAAUCCUUGCCGGUCCAUGCUGUUCUCAAUUUGCAGCGACGAGAGAUGCUGUGAGAAGACACCCGAAGUCACAGUACCGGAUCAAUAUGGAAUGGUUGAUGCAAACCCACUGGAACGAUUAUAUCUCGGGGAGAGUUUGGGAACACAUGUGGCCAUGGCUCUUUGUAGGCAAAGCGGUGGAUUGUGACGUCGAAUGGAAAUCGUAUUGCAAGAUGUACCAUGUCUGCUUUGAUCCUCAGAGCAGAAACCGAUUGAUUAACCUCAAGGAAGAAAAGAAGGAGCUGGAGAUGAAGACGGGACUUCUCGAAGGGUUGCUGGACCUAUUAAAGGGAUUCGAGGUUAGGAAUCGUCUACGGGAAAUUAAGGCUAUCUUAGCAGAGGAACUGGAAAAGGCGGUUGAAAGAGGGAAGGACGAGGCAGUACGAACGAAACUGCUAUCGGAUUAUAAUAAUUCGUGAGGAAACGCGGCCUUAAAGAGCCUGGAGGCAAGUUGCUUGUACACCAUAUGAUACCCUAGUCCUAAUACAAAAUAGUAUUGCGAGAAACUUAUUCGGCUAUAACGGUGUGCGGCUCUUUACAAGCUAGUCUCGUGUUGGGAAUCGAGCGCUCAAACGACGGAUUCCUUGGAAUGAAAGUUACACUACAAUAUAACAAUCUUGUCAUUAGUACCUAGAUUGGAUCGGUC
Annulohypoxylon maeteangense is the source of this 1349-nucleotide messenger RNA. RefSeq lists its product as uncharacterized. NCBI's taxonomy places the organism in Eukaryota, Fungi, Ascomycota, Sordariomycetes, Xylariales, Hypoxylaceae. The record is from RefSeq and is a predicted model, not a curated record. Bases 1 to 1122 code for a protein of 373 amino acids. The transcript has a single exon.